GCAACGCGGCCACGAACAGAAAUAGAGGAUGGAGAGACGCGGAGCACGCGUGUUCGUUCCUUCAAUUUUGUCCGCAUAGGGCACAAAUUUAGCGAUCAAGAGGUGAUCGUGCUCCCUCGCCGCUCUUGGUGCAACAACCGAUCUCGCGAGUGCAGUGUCCCGGUGCAAAUAUUGCAUAAUUCGUGUGUAAAACUAUGUCACAAGAGCUCCUUUACGAAAAGUGCAAAAUAUCGGUGUCUUCUGAAAACUAUUACCACACGAGUCGAAGAUGUUGAAGGGACGUGGCCGGGAUAUCAAAACCUCUAUACCAGGCACACCCCAAAUUGGAUUGCGGUCAUCGCUUCGAGCUCCCAUUGCGAAGCCUGAACCUGACUACGAAGUGGUGGAGUUUCCCUCCGAGCAGUAUGUAAACGCAAAACUACAACCUCCACCUCCUCCACCACCCCGGCCACCAACAGGACAUCCGACUGACACAUCAUGCGGCUUAUGCGGCGGCGGCGGAGCACGCGUGCGCUGCACGGAGUGCGGCCGGCGCGCGCUCUGCGCCUCUUGCGACGACAUGUACCAUAGACAUCCCAAACGAAGGAACCACCAGAGACAGGCAUUACCACCGUCGCAGCUAAGGGAUGAAAGACCACCUCUGCCACCAAAAGGAACGCCGCCUGUGCCACCACCGCGAAGACAUAAGAUUGAUCGAGCUUCAGCUAGUCCAAAACCUCCAUCAGUAGAUCAGUUUCGAGCUCCUAUAAAUAUGAUGCAUAAUAUAAACCAUAUCAGUCAAGUAUCGACUCUUCCGCAUUCGAAUUUUGCAACUCCUCGUGCUCAAAUGUCGCCCCAGCUAACAUCGCAUUCAAAUUCGCAUCUCGCGGGUAUGCCGAAUUUUGCGGGAACUAUGCAUCACAACAAUGCUCCGCCGGAACCAGUACUACAAGGUUCUCAAUCGGGAUUUUCUUCAUGGGGACGCCCGCGAGCAUCAUUACCCGGUUAUAACAUGCCACCACAAGCAAUGCCUCAACAUAUCGAACACUGGGAUGGUCAAGAAAACCUUCAUGCUCAGAACUGGGGACGUCCAUUAAGACGUGGAGCUUCAGUGAUGGAAUUAGGAGGGCCAGCCGGUUAUCCUCCAUAUCAGCAAAAUCCUUGGCAUUACGGUAGUUGUGCUAAUUUAGAACAUACAUGGGGAGGGCAAGGACCAUGGCCUCAGGCAUGUUGUUAUCCACCAGGAAGUACAACUCAUCCACGACUGCUUCCACACCCACACGCCCAUGUGCCGCAUACGCCACAACCAUAUCGAAGAGUGGAGAGUCGUACUGCUUCAAGAGCUGGUUCUAGAGCUAAUUCACGAGCACCAUCUCCUGCUCUGAGUAUGAGAUCACGUGCGUCACGACGAACAAAACACCGUACUCCUUCGCCUUCUUUACCAUCCAGUGAUGCAGAUUCUGAGAGUGAACCUGAAAGCGAUAAGCCGGACGAAAAAGAAAAUGAUGAAAAUGACCUAGGUCCAGCCCCACCUCCGCCGAGUGCAACAUGGCAAUGUGAACAUUGUACAUAUGUUAAUGAACCAGGUGUCAGAGUAUGUGCAGUGUGUUGUCGUACUCCUACCAUCACUCCAAAAAUUAUUCCAACAGCUGCUAUUAAAAAUGGUAUGGCAAGUUUAACAAUGAAGGAAAAAGCGUCGGCCCCUUUAAUAAAGAAAAAGGUUGAUGAACCUCGCGCUAAUGAAAGUGAAAUCAAAAAAUCAAAUCGUGCUGCAAAAGAGCGAGUGUCGACAGGAUGUGGCCCUUCUCCACCAAAAGAAAUAAAAGUUUCGAAGGUAAAUCGUUUGGAAACUCCAACAAGAGAACAAAAUAAUGAUGAUACACAUUCUCGGCAUGACAUUGCCGUUGGGCCUUCUCCACCCAAAGAAGUACAAAAGAAACAAAUUAAUGCAAAAAAUACUUUGGAAAAUAAAAAUACACCAACACAAACCCGUAAUGUAUCAGUAGAAAAUGAACGAAUCAAAAAGCAUAGCAUAUCUGUGGGUCCUUCACCACCUCGAUUAAGUCCUGUCGCCAAAGACAAAGCCGUAAAUGAAUGUGAUACUGGAGUUCAAAAAAAGUCCGUUGGAAUCUCGCCGUCACGAGAAAGUAAUACGCAGCCGGAAUCAAGAUUUAGUCGUACAAACGUUUCCAAUACCGGGACAUCUCCACCACCCCAAAGUAUUUCAACUCAGACUUAUGAAGUUCCAAAUCAAUGGGAUAGACCCUCUUCGGCUACACGAUCUCGACCACGGCGCCGAUUUACGGAUGACAGUCGAAGAGAAAGAUCGCACAGUAGGCAUUCACUUUCAAGUGAUACUCGAGAGAGCGAACGAAGCGUACGCACAAGCGGUGGGAGAUGGGAAUGGAGAGAACCACGUGAUAGUAGCCCUGGAGCAGCAGAGUGGAGCGAGAAUGAACGUAAACGUACAACAAGCCGUCUUACAAGAAGGGCGUCUCAUCUAGAUUUAAGGCGAAAUAGACCUUCUCGGAGGUCUAGUUUAUACGGCUCAGAAGCUCCUUCACCAGAACCUUUUUCAAACAAUCGCGCUAGUUCUUUAGAAGCGUUAGCCGGCGCUAAUUCUAGACGCGAAGCGGAAAGAGGAUUAGAACUAGCUCGCCUUAUGUCAGAAGCUGAAAGACUAGGCUUCAGUGCGGCGGAAGUACAGGCAGCAUUAGCUCAAAAUCCUGUAGCUCCAUUAUCGUGGCUAAGAGAACGAUGGCCAAGUUUAUGUGCAGGUGUCAGAGCAGCUGCAGCAAGACUUGCUGCUGGUAUAAAUGUAUCAGAACUAGAAGCUCGUGCAGCUCUGGCGAGACAUAGGGGUGCUAUGUGGCCAGCUGUCACAGAGUGUGUUGAAAGACAUCGUAGGCAGAUGGGUGAUGUUGGAGUUAGUGAGGAGGGAAAAUUACGUGGUCGUGUAUGGGGCUCUCCUGUUGGAGCUGAUGAUGAAGCCACUCCUCCGUCAUUUUCCAACCGGUCACACCGCAGCCGCGCCGAGGACAGUUCAGACGAAUUUGACGUUUCUACAAAUAAUCUCCAAGAUGACGACUGGAUGUAUUUACCGUUGGACAUAAGAAACAGUAAUAUGUCGGAAAUUGAGCAAAAACCCUUGCUUAAAGAAACAUUUAAAACAACACAAGAAAAUGUAGAAGAUAUUGCAGAUAAAUUAAAAGUACUGUUAAAUCUUGCUGGAAUACCUUCUAUAGAAGAAACUUUAUUAUUGAAAGGUCUACGAGUUAAAGGUUUAAAUAAAAAUAUGGGAGAUUCUAAGUCUGAAGAUAUUUCUAUAGAACAGAAGGAAAAUUUAGUGGAAUUUAUUCAAUCAGAAAAAGAUUUUAUCGAAGCAUAUAAUGCUCUAACGCGAUUAAGUCCAUUGCCAAAUAUUGAAGCUAAAAAUAAUUCAGUAAAAAUUGAUUUAAAAGAAAAAAUGAAUGACGAUUUCGAGUCAGCUAAUAAAACAAUUAAUAAAACAAAUAACACGCAAGUACAAAAAUAUGACGAUAUAUCACCUCAACAAACACAAUUUAUGGAAACUUCGGUUAAACAAUUGGAGCGUGAUGACAUUAACAUUCGAGUUGAGGACGAAAAAAAUAUACGGUCAGACAUCAAUAAUUCUGCAAAUUUUAUAAAUCAGAAUGGCACCAAUAACUCCCAAGAACAAAUAUCGAACAAUCUGAGUGAUUUAGUUGAUAAUACACAAAAAUUAAUUCAACAAAUGAAAGACGAAAUUGCGUAUGAUAUAAAUUCUACUCGUGAUUCUGCAGAAACUGAAUCAACUUCUAAUAAUUCUGAGGUAUCCAGACACCAAGAAUCAAGUUAUAGCGAGUCAGACAAUGAUACUGAGGAUUUGACAUCUGAUGAAAAAGAAAUUACGAGUAGCGAUGAAGAACUCAGACGCGAUAAUUUAAAAAUAGAUAAUAGAGAAUUAACUAGUUCCGAAGAUACCGAACAGUUUGAAGAAGCCAUGGAUUAUAUCGAAAGCGCUUUAGAUGUAAAAGAUAAUAAUAUAAAACUAUUAGAUUCGAUAGCGCAAACGUUACGUUAUGAACAAACCAUGACGGUAGAAACUAGCCCGCCUAUGCAGUUAUCUAAAAUAGAAGAUGUAAAUAACAACUUUUAUGAAGUUGUGAAUUCAUUUGAUGAAAUUUAUGAACAAAUAAAUAACGAUAAUGACUUAACUAAACAUAUUAAAAAUGAAAUUGUUGUGAAAAGUAAAAAUAGCAAAGAAACAAUUAAUAAACCCACAAAGGAAACGUUGUACCUGACACACUAUAAAGUAGAAACGCCGUUAAAAUCAGUUGUAUCUGAAAUAAAAUAUCCAGUAUACAGAGGCUUUAUUGAAGCCGUAUGUGCAGAACAUGUAAUAAUAAAUACAGAAACCAAAACUAAAUCAAAUAAUGCUGUAAAUGAGAUUGAAAACGUUGACAGUAAUAGUAACAACAAUUUAGAAACUGAGAAUAUGACUUUGAAUCCCGAGGCAGCAAACUCGUCAGAAAAAAUAAUUAAUACAUAUAAUCAAGACGAAGAGGUCAACGAAUAUGUAGAUCUAAAUAUUGUAGAAAAAGUAAAUGACAGUCGGGAUACUAUUGCUGAGAACUCUAAUGCCAACGAUAUUGCUGAGAGGAACACUGACAGAGAAAUGGAUAAUAAUUUAUCAAAACAGACAGUAAUAACUAAAUCCAAUAUACCAAUACCUGUUAAAACAACUGUUACUAAACAAAAGGUGGAUAAAAAUCAAAAGACAAUCGGUUCUAAAUUGCCUAUAAGACGUACAUCUAUUAAACAGUAUCCUGCGCCCGCUCCACCCAAAACGCAUUUUGGUACCGUACAAAAUGGAAGCGUAAAGCAAUUACAAACAAAACUGUUUAAUAAUAAAACAAUACCAAAUACUGAACACUCCUCUCAUACUAUUGAAGUAAAACCGUCUACAUCAGCAAUAACAAUAAAGAAAAAUCCAGCACCACAGCCACCCCAAUUAAAACAAGUAUCUCCACCAAAAACCACAAUUAAAGAAAAAGAACAAUAUUUUCGGGAAACGUGUCGGACCGAAGAUGAAUGGACAGAUACGGAAUCUGAUGAAGAGAAAAAGCAAUCACAAGACAAAAGAGAAAUAACGCCCACACCUGAGUUACCGUCACCUCCACCAAUAACAACGCGUCGAAUAUCUGGACAGUUAAUUGAUUUAACUAGAAUACAAUUACCUGAAGGGUCUCCAGAGAGACAAGCUCGAAUGCUGUUAGCAGAGGGUGCUACGGAAAAUUGGGAGCAAGCGCAAAUUGCCGUUGAAUUGAUUACUCGUGGAACCGAUGCUCCUACUGCACUUUUAGCCGCUCUCGAAUGUGCAGAUCUUGUUUCUGCACUAGCUUAUUUAAAUCAGUACUGUGAGCUUUGCGCUGCACAUUUCCCAGAACACGAAAUGGUAUCAAUGUUACGAUGCUCUCAUAGAUGCUGUCGAGAAUGUGCUCGCCAUUAUUUUACAGUUCAAAUCACGGAGCGGAGCAUAGUAGACUGCGUUUGUGCAUACUGCAAAGAACCUGAGUUGGAAAUGUUGGAUGAAGAUGCUUGGGUCGAUUAUUUUGCUCAUUUAGAUAUACUACUGAAAACUCUACUUGAAAUAGAAGUUCAUGAACUAUUCCAGAGAAAGCUACGCGAUCGCACGCUUGCACGAGAUCCGAAUUUCCGUUGGUGCGUUGAAUGUUCGUCAGGAUUUUUUGUACAUCCAAAGCAGAAAAAGCUGCGGUGCCCCGAAUGCAAGUCUGUUACCUGUUCGACAUGUCGGAAACCUUGGUCAUCGAAUCACGAUGGUAUGACGUGCGAACAAUAUGCCGCAUGGCUUGAAGAUAAUGAUCCUGAACGUUCUAUUGCCGCAGUCCAACAACAUUUAAAAGAGAAUGGUUUAGAAUGUCCACGAUGUCGUUUUAAAUACUCACUUUCCAGGGGCGGAUGUAUGCAUUUCACAUGCACCCAGUGCAAAUAUGAAUUUUGUUACGGUUGCGGCAAACCAUUCAUGAUGGGAGCUAGAUGUGGAUUGAGUGAAUAUUGUGCUAAAUUAGGUCUACAUGCACAUCAUCCGCGAAAUUGUCUUUUCUAUUUACGUGACAAAGAACCUCACGAGUUACAGACGCUCUUGCAGAUGAAUAAUGUAACAUAUGAAACAGAAGGGCCUCAAGGUAACAACACAAGAUGCCCUAUACAACUACAGAGGGAGACACCUACAGGAUUAAUUGACACCACGUGUGGUAGUGAAGUUUUACCUAAAAAUGGUGGACUUUGCAAGAACCAUUAUUUGGAGUAUCUGAGUCGGUUGGUGCGUAACAAGAAAAUCGACCCGAUGCCAAUCUUGGGUGUAGAUGACUUGGAAACACUAGUACGCCGGGCAGCGUUGAGACCACCACCACGACCCUACGGUUCAUUAGAAGGCCUCUACAAACGAGGCCUGAUUGAGAUUGUUAAGGAGAAGAUUCCACUGGACUGAAAAACUGAUGAAAAGUAAAUAAUUUAUAUUAAAACCAAUUUUUUUUUUUUAAUCUUAUAUAAUAUAAAUCAUAUCGCAUUUGUCAUCAAUUUAUUUUAAGUUCAUCCUAUUUAUAUAUUAUAAUUUAACUA
Colias croceus (clouded yellow) is the source of this 6624-nucleotide messenger RNA. It is a transcript of the gene LUBEL, whose product is annotated as E3 ubiquitin-protein ligase lubel. Gene Ontology annotation, biological process: protein linear polyubiquitination. The record is from RefSeq and is a predicted model, not a curated record. Gene Ontology annotation, molecular function: zinc ion binding; K48-linked polyubiquitin modification-dependent protein binding; linear polyubiquitin binding. The transcript has 21 exons. NCBI's taxonomy places the organism in Eukaryota, Metazoa, Arthropoda, Insecta, Lepidoptera, Pieridae. Gene Ontology annotation, cellular component: LUBAC complex. The coding region runs from base 269 to 6493 and encodes 2074 amino acids.